Diatraea saccharalis (sugarcane borer) is the source of this 450-nucleotide messenger RNA. Lineage: Eukaryota; Metazoa; Arthropoda; Insecta; Lepidoptera; Crambidae. The record is from the annotation of a GenBank genome assembly.
AUGUCACACAAGCGCGCGGUUGAGGCUUUGAACCGGAGCCUGCUGGACAUCCGCAGCAAUGAGACGCUGAUGGGAGGUGCUGUUGUUGUACUCACUGGUGAUUUUCGGCAAACUCUUCCAGUUAUCGAAAAGGAUGGCGCAUCGAGGGUGUACACGUCCAUAGACACGGUGAUGGCAAGCGAUGACAGCACUGCGUAUCCCGUGGAGUUUCUCAACUCAUUAGAAUUGACGGGCGUACCGCCCCACAAGCUGGAGCUGAAGGACGAGUGCACAAUGUCACACAAGCGCGCGGUUGAGGCUUUGAACCGGAGCCUGCUGGACAUCCGCAGCAAUGAGACGCUGAUGGGAGGUGCUGUUGUUGUACUCACUGGUGAUUUUCGGCAAACUCUUCCAGUUAUCGAAAAGGGUACACCGGCAAAUGAAAUGAACGCGUGUCUCAAGGCUUCGUAA